GUGCAUAUUUCCACAUCAGUUAGCCACUUUCCUUUCAACGUGAGUCCAGGGUUUGUACUUGGUUACGGAUAUAACCCAUUGUCUAUCAGAGUCUCUCUGGAGUUCGUUCCUGAGGCAGUCGAGAGAAAGUCUCGAGAAAGUCACUUCAAGAAGGUCGUCAUUGAAGUUCAUCACAAAGAAAUUGCUUUCAAUCAUCCAGACCCCGUUCUGCAAGUGCUUCUGAUUGCACCCUCGACUAUGGAGGACGCAGGUGCCAGCCCGAAUGCCAGUGCGAAGGAGGCCGUUGAUUACGCUGUGUGGCCACCGAGCCAGCAGAUGAGGGACCGCCUGGUGGAAAGGAUUGCAACCAACCUGACAGCAAUGUCAUUCUUUGAUGAGAAGACAGAGCGCAUUGAUGACAAAGCAGCAGCUGCGUCUGCUGCAAGGAUUGAAUCCACUGCCUAUGCGGCAGCGGAGACCGCCGGCUCUGGUGCUCUGAAGGAAUAUGCGAACAAGGCGGCAGAGUUGGUGCUGGCAGAACUGCAGCAGAAGUCUGUCGCGGCCGCACCACCAGCAAAGGCACCGACCAAUGUGUUUGACGUUUCUGGAGGGAAGCGGGAGAAGGUGGACACAAAGGCAGCUGCAGAGGAGCUUCUGAAACCGAUCUUGACAGCAGAACACUCGUACACAAAAGUUGUUUUGAGCAACAAGAGUUUCAACCAGGAAGGAGCGCAAGUGGUAGCGGCUGCUCUGGCAGCGUCCAAAGCACAGUUGACGGAGGCUGAUUUGAGUGACAUCAUUGCGGGCCAAGAAGAAAAGGAGGCACUCCGUGUGCUGGAGAUCAUCACGGGUGCUUUGAUUGGCAGCAAGCUGCAAUCCCUGAACCUGAGCGACAACGCGCUCGGGGAGAAGGGAGUUCGAGCGGCAAAGGCCAUCUUCGAAAACCAGAGCUCGUUGCAACAUCUUUACUUCUGCAAUAACGGCAUCUCGCCCGAGGCUGCCGCAGCGAUCCACGAACUGCUGGCCGCGCCCAAGGAGCUCCGCACCUUGCACUUCUACAACAACAUGAGUGGUGACGAUGGGGCAAAGAUUCUGGCGAAGGUCGUGACCGCUGCACCAGUGCUCGAGGACUUCCGCUUCUCUUCGACGCGGGUCGGAAGCGAGGGUGGUGCGGCGCUGGCAUCCGCGCUACUUUCCGGGUCCAGCCUGCAACGGCUAGACUUGAAGGACAACGGCUUUGGCCCAGAGGGGGGCAUGGCGCUCGCCAAGGCGUUGACAGCGCAUCCAAAGCUCCGGGAAGCGAUCCUUUCAGACCUAAGCCUAGAAGACGAGGGGUCGGUUGCGGUCGCGAAAGCACUGGCUUCAAGGUGCCCAGACUUGGAGGUACUGGACCUGUCCGGAAACGACAUCACCCCGAAGGCUGCGACCGCCGUCGCGGAGGCUAUCCGGGGGAAACAGAAGCUGCGGAAGCUGAACCUGGCGGACAACGACCUCCGGGACCGGGGGGCGGCCGUCAUCGCGAAAGUCCUCGAAAUAGGGCACGAGUCUCUUGAGGAGUUGGACCUGACCUGCAACAGCCUCGGCCACAUGGGAGCAGUCGCUGCCGCCAAAGCGGUCGUCUCCAAACCUGCCUUCAAGCUUUUAUCCCUCAAUGAUAACCACAUCUCGGAAAAGGGGUUGGAGGAAUUGCAAGACCUAUUUCAGGACCGGAAAGAGGCUCUGGGGUCUUUGGAAGAUAAUGAUGAAGAAGGAGAGGAAGAGGACGAAGAGGACGAGGAGGAAGAAGAAGGGGAAGAGGAAGAGGGGCCGGAAGCUGGGGAGCUUGCGGAAAAGCUAGGGGGGUUGAAGGUUUGAAUAUGAGCUUUCAAGGCGAUGUCUCAGGUUAGAACUGCACUGACGGUUAUACUUAUUAUGGAUUCGCUUCAGGCGGGCCAUGAGGUAAUGGCUCCGCGGGUACGUUGAGCCGAGUCUUCAAGAGCUGAUUGGUACUACAGAUAGUUGUCUACCGAGGUCGUUCUGAGCUUACUUGAUGCAGAUCUGAUACGUCUUGAAUGUCAAGACGUGGAUAUUUAGUACCUUACAUGCAAAACUUAUGUCUUGGUUCUGUGCAACUUAUAGUAAC
Messenger RNA from Klebsormidium nitens, 2101 nucleotides. NCBI's taxonomy places the organism in Eukaryota, Viridiplantae, Streptophyta, Klebsormidiophyceae, Klebsormidiales, Klebsormidiaceae. The record is from the annotation of a GenBank genome assembly.